AUGCAGGCCAUCAACGAAAACUCGCUGCGCGAGUUUUAUGCGCACGUCUACCCCGUUGAACUAGUCACCCAAUGGCUGUCAUACCGGCUUAACCAGCCACCUCUUAUCCCGGGCACCCCCAUCGUGGCUGUCAAAGUCGAGCGGUCGACGGUGUCUGGGGACGACAGAGGAGAGGGAGUGGACCGGACACUGUGCAUCAAGGCCGACCCAGGUGCUGCUGCGACAGGUGCUUCUGGCGCUGAGGAUGAUAAGGAGUGGCUGGAUGGGAAGGGGGCUGCUGCAGCGGAGGGCUACCUUGCCCGCCGCGAGUUCUGCUUCACCCUCAUCGGCGACAUUUUCACUCGUUUCCGGAGCUACCGAAGUGCCGAGGAGCUGCGCGCCGAGCUGUUGCGCUGCUUCCCAGAGAAGAUCGACGUGGGCGCCGUGUACAACAUUCGCCCCAACCAGAAGCAGGGCCUCGCCAACGUUUUUCCAGUGGAGCGGGAGCUCGUGUUUGAUAUCGACAUGUCAGACUAUGACAACGUGCGGUCGUGCUGCACCGGCAAGAGUGUCUGUGCCUACUGCUGGGCGUGGAUGUCGUGCGCGGCACAUGUGCUCCACACCGUUCUGCGGGACGACUUUGGCUUCAAGUACGUACUGCCCGUCUUCUCGGGUCGACGUGGUAUUCACCUGUGGGUGUGCGACAGGCGGGCCAGGCUAAUGACCAACGACGAGCGAACGGCCUUGGUGGGGUACUUGGCUGUCGUGGCACCCAAGACACUCCGCAGCACCAUCGUAGCCGAUCUUGCAAACCACCGCCUCGUCCACCCAACCAUCCGCCACAUUCUGCGCACGCAGGUUGACCGCGCCUUCACUGGGCUCUUCGUGACGUCCUCAAGCGACAACCCCAACAACAUUCAGCAUCACACCAAGGCGGCCUGUAUCGUCCAUGACGCUACCUUGGCGGUGCUGAAGCUUGGCCGCCGCGAUGCCUUGAACCGGUUCCAGCAGCACCUUCACUUCCAGCAAGGUAGCGUUCUAGACUGGUCAGUUUACCUGCGUGCUCUCGGCUCGGAACAGGAAGCCACUGAUAUCCUGCAUGCCGUGCAGCUUCUUCUCUUGUAUCCACGCCUGGACGAGCACGUUAGUACGCGCCGUGAUCACCUGCUGAAGCUUCCAUUUUGCGUGCAUCCCGGCACGUCCUACUUGUGCUGCCCACUCGAGUGGGAUAAUGUGGACGCGUUUAACCCGACAGAGGACGCGCCGAGACUACAGGAAGUGCUACUGAGUCGAAGCCUGGAUGAGCGCUGGACGCUACCGCUGGUGCGUAUGCUGAAGGAUAUGCGUUCAGACGAGAAUGAGAACUUCUCGUAA
This is a messenger RNA of Leishmania braziliensis MHOM/BR/75/M2904, 1353 nucleotides long. Its product is annotated as putative DNA primase small subunit. Lineage: Eukaryota; Euglenozoa; Kinetoplastea; Trypanosomatida; Trypanosomatidae. The record is from RefSeq and is a predicted model, not a curated record. The transcript has a single exon. The coding region runs from base 1 to 1353 and encodes 450 amino acids. Gene Ontology annotation, cellular component: alpha DNA polymerase:primase complex. Gene Ontology annotation, biological process: DNA replication, synthesis of primer.